Molecule: messenger RNA, 3885 nt
Organism: Gadus chalcogrammus (walleye pollock)
Lineage: Eukaryota; Metazoa; Chordata; Actinopteri; Gadiformes; Gadidae
Gene: tmc4
Product: transmembrane channel-like 4
Exons: 17
Coding region: 1638-3866 (742 amino acids)
Cellular component (GO): plasma membrane
Molecular function (GO): mechanosensitive monoatomic ion channel activity
Source: RefSeq, a predicted model, not a curated record
GAGGUGACAGUGGAUUGGGUAAUGCCAAUACAGCUUAACAUUGAAUUUACAUUGCAAAUUACAUGCUGUCGUGUUUACCAAUUUUUAAAUGUUUUGCCGUUCCUGUGUCAGUAUAAUGUUCUCCCUCACAGGAAGCUCCAACUCAUGAUUACGUAACGACGCAACACUUCCAGGAAAUAGUGUGUUAAACCAUUUGAACGUACUGUACAUAUAUACUCCCCAGCAAGUAUUACGCCACACCAGGCGAACUACGUCUGGGAUCGGUUAAUGCUAUUUUUGUGACAAUGAGAUGUACACAGAUAAUACUCAGCACACGCAUUGAUGAUCUGUUUUUGUGUGAUGAUACUUUACUUCCAAGUCAUGAAAAGGUUUUUUGUUUUUUGUUUGGACAAUGAUCCAGAACCCUUGUUUUCGAUUUGAAGCAAUUCUUCAAAUUUGGGGUUGGUUAACAUGAAAUAUAGUUCAAAUAAAGAGAGUUAUAUGGAUUCAGGGAUCAUGGGCAGACCAACAAUGCGCUCCAUAAUUCACAAGUGGGAGACAAGUGAAGAGAUAGUUUUUCUGUAAUAUACCUGGCUGGAGUGGGUUUUGUGGUUUUGUGUUUAGAUAUUGUGUUUUCAGAAUAUUACUAUCACUUGUGAUAAAAACCAAAAUACACUCAGACAUUUGUUUUAUAUGUGCCAAUGUUCUUAGAAUGGUAUUUGUGCAGGCAAAUUGUAUAAUGCGGUUAUGUACUAUAUAUGUAACUACACCUAUCAGUACAGGCAAAGUUGUGAACAUAACUAAGCAGGCAGACUAAACUAUAAAUUCAAAAUAGGAUUGAUGAUAAAUACAAAUAAAAAACAUUUAACUGUUUACUUUAAUUUAUAAAUUGCCAGGGUACCUGUGCUAGAAUCCCCCUACUGUGGAUCAAUCAAGUCUUCGGAGCAUUCCUUCAUGUGUUGCCUAAAUGGUUUGAUCCGUUCAGUUGUGUCAUCGAUCAGUCAUGUUUCAAAGGGUUGAGGCCUCGAUCAGAAUCACGGUUGUUACUUCACUGCCAUACUGUCUGGACUGCAAUAAAGAACCACUUCAGGUUUGGACCAAACAUGACAUUCAAAGUCGAGGUAAUCUAUAGCCGAGAGUCUUGAGUCAACAGCACAACUGUGUGCUUGGAUUUACAAACCAGUUGACUGCCAUCUCAAACGUAACUCACUAUUUGUACGAAAUCAAUCGUGUUUUGUAGGUAAUCGCAGGGUCGCAGUAAAUACAUAUAUUUUUAUUUUAGCUCAUGUUUGAGACCUAUUUAUUAACUUCGGCCUAGUUUGCUCUGUUAUUUACUUUGCCAACUGCAAAGAUUGUUACACUUCCAUUAAAUGAUUUCCUCACAAACAAGACAACUGUAGUUUUUGCUGUUGCAUCAUUCACAUGUUCGGGGGAAGAUGUUUACUAGGACAGGGGCACAAAAGGAAGGCCGUUAUCUGACUGUUCAAUUCCCAAUCUAGAUUAGUAAAUAGAUGGCGAGAAGGUUUUUUUUGAGAGUCACCUUUUAAAGGUUUUCCGGGACAUGAGGUUGAUUCCUUUGUCAAAUCGUGUUUUGAUGUGAAUUCAGUCUUCUUGAGUAAAUAUCUCCAAAUUGAGGUAUUGCAGUCCGCACGCGCUCGAUGUUGUCCUGUUAUAUAGCCUACAUAUCUUUGCGUUCACAUGUACCAUCAGGGCUGGAUAGAGACUUCCGACGCUGUGUUCGAGAGACAAUUCCAGCCCCAAUUUGUUUACAUCGAGAUGGCUUGCCCCGAGCAGUAAAGGAAAUGAACAGCCAGCUCCAGAGACAAGGCUCUGCUACAGCAGUCCAAGGAACUGGUUACACCAGCGACCAGGGAUCCCCACGGUUGCGACGGGUUACCUCUUCACGGCCCGACCAGAAUGCCCCUCAGUUUAACUGGCGCCCAGCCUCUGCGGCCCAGGAGGAUGCAGGGCAGGAAGCGGCCGUACCCCCUAAAGACCUCCGAGCACUCCCCAUGCCAAUGGCCCUGAAAAGAGCCAUCAGUCAGGUCCAGCAGAUGCAGGUGCCAGUGUUGUCCAGUUUCCAGUCCUGGAAGAGGAGCAAAGCCAAAUCGCUGAGUCGGGCCCGCAAAAGUAUCGGAGGAUUCCUGCACUAUGUCACACUCUGGAGGAGGUCCCUGAACAAGAUUGGAGGGAACUUUGGAGAUGGUGUCCAGUCUUACUUCCUGUUCCUGCGAUUCUUGGUGGUCCUCAACUUCCUGUCCUCCAUGCUGAUCAUUGGAUUCGUCCUCAUCCCCAGCAUUGUGUUCAGAUCUGUUGCGUCAAAUUCUGUGACCAUGAUGGAUAACGGCACAGCAGAAUGCAGACAGUAUGACCAUAAACCAGACCCUCUCGUGAGAUACUACAGCUACUUCCUGGACUUACUUUCUGGAACCGGCUUCAUGGAGUACACCUACCUGUUCUAUGGCUACUACCGCAACACCAUGGUGGCCGAAAGUGACUUUUCCUACAACAUCCCACUGGCUUACCUCUUCACUGCUGUCUUUUACUUUGUCUUUUGUCUCAUCUGCAUCACUGCACGCGCGGGGACUGCUGUUCGUGUUGCUGUGGCAACAGGAGGCGGCGCCACAGGCAGUUACAGUAGGAAUGUGUUCACUGGCUGGGACUUUGGUUGCCUCGGUGACAGGGCUACGAAACUGAAACAGAAAAACCUUCACUACCGGCUUCAGGUGGACCUCGAAGAGGAGAGGAUAAAGAAUGAGGCUGCCUCUCUGACCUUGCGUCGAAAAGUAUUGCUGUACUCGUCGCGUAUUCUUCUGUCUCUCGUUGCUUUCGGCCUAAUUAUCGCAGCUUUCUUCGGCAUUUACCGAGCCACCACCUUCAGCCAGAGCAAAGUCAAAGAGACAGGAGUGCUUGGGCUGUUCUACGAGUACCUGCCCUCCAUCGUCAUCACCGUGGGGAACUUCGUUGUUCCCGUGCUCUGUGACCAGAUAGCCUUGCUGGAGCGGUAUAACCCCAGCAUCACUGUCAUUGUGGCCUUGCUAAGGUCAGUUUUUCUGAGAAUGGUCAGUCUGGGUGUCCUCUUGUUCACAUUGUGGAGCCAGAUAACCUGUUUUGAAGGGGUUUCUGAGGAAUGUGCAUUAUGCCACUACAACCACAAGAGCUACCCAUGUUGGGAGACCCGAGUGGGACAGGAGAUGUACAAACUGACCCUGUUUGACCUGCUCAUCACCCUCGCAAUGCUUGUGCUGGUCGAGUUUCCACGCAGGAUGGUGGUUGACAACUCAUCCAACAAGCUGAUUCAGUUUGUAGGCCGUCAGGAAUUUCUAGUCCCGGUCAAUGUCCUGGGACUGGUGUACGGACAGACGGUCGUGUGGACAGGGGCUCUGUUUUGCCCUCUGCUGCCGCUCAUUAACACUUUGAAAUUUGUGAUUGUCUUCUACGCUAAGAAGAUAACACUCUUCUCCAACUGCCGCCCGGCCGCCAAGACGUUUCGCUCCACCAAGUCCAAGGUGUUCUUCCUGCUGGUGCUGCUGUUUGGCUGGAGCCUCGCGCUGGUAGCCCUGAUCUACAGCAUUGCCGAGAUCCACCCUUCGAUGAGCUGCGGGCCCUUCCGCUCUCUCACCUCAAUGUGGACAAUCGUUCCUCUUUCGUUCUAUAGCCUCUCCUUAACGACACAAGGCUUCCUCUACUUUAUUGGCUCACAGCGCUUCUCCAUUCCCUUGUUUCUUUUCUUUAGUGUGGUGAUGUGCUAUUUCAUAGCCUUAGCCUCCGUUUACGGAAAAAGUGUGGACUUGCUCAAAGCUCAGCUUAAACUGGAGGCCCGCGACAAGCAGUUCCUGGUCAAACAGAUUGAAGAGCUCAGUCGAACGCUUGGAGUUGCAAAAUAAUUCACAAUAUAAAAUUGCC